This is a messenger RNA of Saccharomycopsis crataegensis, 912 nucleotides long. RefSeq names its product Mir1p (gene MIR1). Gene Ontology annotation, cellular component: mitochondrial inner membrane. The transcript has a single exon. Gene Ontology annotation, biological process: mitochondrial phosphate ion transmembrane transport. Lineage: Eukaryota; Fungi; Ascomycota; Saccharomycetes; Ascoideales; Saccharomycopsidaceae. Gene Ontology annotation, molecular function: phosphate transmembrane transporter activity. Bases 1 to 912 code for a protein of 303 amino acids. The record is from RefSeq and is a predicted model, not a curated record.
AUGUCUGCUGAUUCUCCUGUUCCAAACUUCACUAUUGGUGAUUAUGCCAAAUUCGCCUUGGCUGGUGCCAUCGGUUGUGGUGUCACUCACGGUUCCAUGACCCCAAUUGAUGUCAUUAAGACCAGAAUUCAAUUGGAACCAACCGUCUACAAGUCCAUGGGUCAAUCUGCCAAAUUGAUUGUUGGUAAAGAAGGUGCCGGCGCUCUUUUGACCGGUUUGGGUCCAACCAUCUUGGGUUACUCCACUCAAGGUGCUUUCAAGUUCGGUGGUUACGAAGUCUUCAAGAAGGCUUUCGUUGAUGUCCUUGGUUACGAAACUGCUUGUGAAUACAAGAACAGUAUUUACAUUGGUUCCUCUGCUAUUGCUGAAUUCUUUGCUGAUAUUGCCUUGUGUCCAUUGGAAGCUACUAGAAUUAGAUUGGUUUCUCAACCAACCUUUGCUAACGGCUUAGUCGGUGGUUUCUCUAGAAUUCUUAAGGAAGAAGGUGCUGGUUCUUUCUACGCUGGUUUCACCCCAAUCUUGUUCAAACAAAUUCCAUAUAACAUUGCCAAGUUCUUGACCUACGAAAGAGCCACCGAAACUAUCAACAGUGUUGCCCCAGCUGGUUUCAACAAGGUUGUUAAGGAUCUUGCUGCUGGUGUCAUUGCUGGUUGUACUGCUGCUAUCGUUUCUCAACCAGCUGACACUUUGUUGUCUAAGGUUAACAAGACCAAGAAGGCCCCAGGUCAAUCUACUGUCGGUUUGUUGAUUCAAUUGGCUAAAGAAUUGGGUUUCAAGGGUUCCUUCGCUGGUUUGCCAACCCGUUUGGUCAUGGUCGGUACUUUGACUUCCUUGCAAUUCACCAUCUACGGUAAGUUGAAGGCUAGUUUGGGUACUCCAGCUGCUAUCAAUCUCGGUGGUGCUAAACACUAG